This is a messenger RNA of Formica exsecta, 6285 nucleotides long. It is a transcript of the gene ear, whose product is annotated as protein AF-9-like. NCBI's taxonomy places the organism in Eukaryota, Metazoa, Arthropoda, Insecta, Hymenoptera, Formicidae. Gene Ontology annotation, biological process: regulation of DNA-templated transcription. The record is from RefSeq and is a predicted model, not a curated record. The transcript is spliced from 3 exons. Bases 551 to 2770 code for a protein of 739 amino acids. Gene Ontology annotation, cellular component: super elongation complex.
ACGGGAGUGCACGGAGUACACAUUUUAUGCCACACGGAAUCAUACGGAAGAACCAAGAUCAUUCGACGAUGCCGACGAGUCUCGUUGGUGUACAUACAGUUUACCUGUUGAUAAUCGAGCCCCCGAACUAGAGUGAGAAAAUAGAAAUUCGCAACGUGAUUUUACGAGCGAUGCAUUCGCGGUGAAUCCCGUGCGAGAUAAAGCGCCCGUUUUCCGUUGGGACGGUCAACAUUUUCAUACAGAAGAAGCGCGAGCAAAUGAUAUGCGUUCCAAUUUCGCGUGUCGUGAAAAUUAGAAAACAGGCGCUGUCAUUGUUCUUGCAUGUAGCCCGAAUUGGGCUGCGAUGUUUCUCGGCUGUACGCGCGGAUUCUGAGAACUAUCGCGCUCGAUUCGGAAUUUUCGCAACGCGACAAAUUCCUUUGAAGACGGAAGCCAAUUUCUUUGAAGACGAUUGAAGAUGUAAUGUAAUUCUUUGCAUAUCCUUGUGAAAUUGGUUGUCCCUCUGUACUUUCUUUGCGAAGCGGCAAUUAAGAUCUUUUUGAGAGAGAGGAUGGCAAUUCGCAUUACAUUGGAAUGUGGACACACAUCAAUGUUACGUAUGCGCACCACUCCUGAAGGAUAUACACAUGAUUGGGAAAUCUUUGUGCGAGGAGUGGAUAAUGCGGAUAUACAUCAUUACAUUGAGAAAGUGGUAUUUAUUUUACACAAUACAUUUCGGAACCCUAAAAGGGUGUUAAAAGAACCACCAUUUGUGGUAAAAGAAUCGGGCUAUGCAGGUUUUAUAAUACCUAUUGAAAUUUAUCUGAAAAAUAAAGAUGAGCCCAAGAAGAUUCACAUACAGUAUGAUCUUAUUCUGCAGCCAAGUGGUCCACCUAUUAAUAAUGCCAUACGUCAUACAGAACUAAUUCAUAAUCCUUCUGAGGAAUUUAAAAAAAAACUAUUGAAAGGUGGAGCUGUUGUUGUAUCCAGUAGAGAUAGUUCACUAGAAAAGAGUGAUACGAAAACACCGACAAUGGUUGGCAAACCGAAAUUAAAUGGCAGCGAAAGCAAGAAAUAUCGCAUUACCGAGUCUAAAACUUCAAACUCGUUUCAAGAAUUAUUUGGGCCUCCUAUAAAGACAGCGCCUAUAAAAAUUUCACCAGACAGCAAGAAAUCAAGUCAAUCUGAUAAAAAUUCAGUUCCUAAACCUUCAACUAUUGUUGAAAAAUCUGACAAAUUAGAUAAAACAAUUAAAACAAAGGAAAGUCCUCAUAAAGAUAAAAAAGAUAAAGUAGAUGAGAAAAAGGACAAAAAAAGUAGAGACAGUUCUAAAGAUCGGCUCAAAAAUAAAGAAAAAUCUAAGAGACCUCCUAGUCCAGGGAAUAAAAGUCAUUUGAGCCCUGGGAAUAAGAAAUCAACAUCACCUGUUGUUACAAAGAAACCAUUAAGUCCUCUUCCAUCAUCUACAAAGAGAUCUUUGUCUCCUAAGCCAAAAGAAAAAGAGGUAAAGAAAAUUUUAUUGGAAAAAGAUAAAGAUAAUAAAGAGAAAGACAAGAUAAAAAAUAAUUCUAGGAGCGAUAUAGAUUCUAAAUCGGAGAAAAAGAAAGAUAAGAAAAAACAUAAAGAUGAUAGGGACAAGGAAAGAAAGGAUAAAUAUAAAGAAGCAGAAAAAGUUAAAGAUGUCAUGAAAAUGACCGAGAAAAAGACUGAAAAAACGGAUAAGGCGGAAAAAUCAGACAAGGAAAAACCUCAAGAAUACAAAUCGUCAAGAGAUGGCAGAAAAUCUCCAAAACCUGUGAAAGAAAAUAAUAAAGUGAAAGAUGAUAAAGCGAUAAAAGAAAAAUCAGAGAAAAGCGAGAAAUCUGAGAAAAUAAAAGAUGGCAAAAGUGAUAAAGAUAGACAAAAGCAUAAGCAUAAGAAGAGAGAUAAAAAGGAUAAAAGAGAUAGCAAAGAUAGGGAAAAGAAGGAGAAACGUGAAAGAAGCAAAGAUGGGAGCGAGAAACAAAAUAAUACGUCUUCUGCUUCGGUAGGGAACUCACUGUCCCUUUUAACUGAGGUUCCAGAAAGAGAUAGCAGCGAUUCGACACCUUCCGUAGAUGACGAUUCAUUACUUGAAAGUAAACCCAUGCUUAGUGUCAAGAAGGAUACAGAACAUGCAAUAAUACCUACGCCUGCAGAAACAGCAAAGCCAGUAUCUCCAGGUAUAUCAGUAGAUAUAAAAAAGGAAAAGAGUGAUCGUAGCAGAAAGGACAAAUCCAAAGGAAGCAGAGGCGAGGAAAGAGAAAAUCGAAAAAGAAAGAAGAGCAAAGAAGAUGAUGAGAUUCCAGCUAAACAUGAGAAAAGCAGGGGUCAUUCGACGUCUCCGCCUUUGGAACCAGUUUCGUCGAGUCAAUCUCCAGUCGCGAUGGACGUUGACUCUAUUCAUCAUUCAGAAAAGGAAUCAAAAGCAGUUAGAAAAGAGAAGGAUGAUCGUGUUGUUAAUUCGGUCGAUCAAGUGACAAAUGAUAAAGACAUGGAAAUCGAUGCUGAACAAGUGGCCCCAGAUUCCACAAACAGCACCGAUGCAGAGAUUAGUGAACCACCAGUGUUUUCAGAAGAUUAUGUAUCGCAAUUGAAGGAUUUGCAACAAAAAAUAAUGACGUUGCAGGAUAAUGAAGAGUUGCAGAGAGUUGUGCAAGUAAUUGCAGAGACUGGUCAAUAUGAAAUUACUAAGAAAACAUUUGAUUUUGAUUUAUGUGCAUUGGAUCGUAGAACUGUACAGCGUCUUCAAGAGUUUUUCUCUGCAUCGUGACCACCUGUAGUAUGAGGUAUGACACAUUAAUAUAUAUAUAUAUAUAUAUAUAUACACAUUCUUGUAAGAUCACACAUUAAGUCAUAUGAUUCUACAACAAAAUUUUUAGUGACAAAAAUAGUAAUGUAUAAAACCCCAGAAGAAUUUUCAAGUAUUUCCCUAUUAUUAUUGCAUUAAUUUAUAUGAAUUAGAAAUGUACCAUUUCUAAUGCGCUAACAUGCUGCAACAAAAGAAAUUUUCAUUGUAAUAAAUAUAAUGUAAUAAAAUAUAUAAUUUCUUUUUUACAUUCUUCAAGAAAAUUGUUAUUGAAAAAAUGCUUGAUUCACAGAAAUUUUGCCAUGAAAAUCUGCAAUAUAGUUUGUUGAAUAUAACUCACUGGUAUAUAUAUAAUGUAUAUCUAAAAAUACAUAUUUUUUAUUAUUAAAGCUAUUAAAACAAUUAACUUGAUCUUUCAAUUUCGUUCAAACAUAUCAAAAAUAAUAACACCCUUUUAAUGUUAAUAGUUAUUGACGUCCAAAUCUUUAUAUAAAAUAACAUUCUACUCCUUAUUUAUAUGGCAAGCAUGUAUAAAAGAUGCAGAUGAAGAUUUUGUUAUUUAGUGGAGUAUUUGUAUUGUUUUUCUGGGGUACUUUUAAAAGUGUCUUUAAAAUGCAUUUAUUAUAUUAUAUUGUGGACAACAACAACGUUGAUUUUAUAUAGCACUUGUAUCAUUGUUACACUGAGUGGCAUAAGAGAAAUUAUUUAUAAGCAUAUAAAUGUGCGUGAUUAAUCAUGUCUGCUUUGUAACAUAGACAUACGCGUUUUCCUUCUUUCUAUAAGUAAACGCCUUACUAUAGAUUUACUUAUUUAUAUUGAGACUACAUCUUAUUUAUUCAUACUUUUGUAGGGAUAUGUAUUACAGACUAAUUUUUAUGUUAAACACAGAGUGACAUUGUAAGGAUUCAUAAUAAUAUUUCCUAUAUUGUAAUAUAAAGCGUAUUAUGUAUUAUAUAAUGUAUAAGGAAAUGAAAAAGAGUUACAUGAUAACUCGUGUGAUGCUGCGAUAUCUUAUAAGAUAUUACAUCUUAAGAAAUUCUUUUUAUCUCAACGUAAUAUUUUCUCUACUCAAAGAGAGUUGUACUAUUAUAUAUGUGUAAAAGGGAUACAUCAUAUUGAAAAAGCGUAUUGCUGCUAAAUCAAUCUCGCUCUUUGUACUAUUAAUAGCUGAUCUGUAAUCUGUUUGAUUAUAAAUUCUGUACCUAAAUUAAUACAUAUUGCAAAUACAUGCAACAUAUGUAUAUCAUUAAUAUACACAUCAAUCUAUAUAUUUUCUCUUUCAUUAUUUCUUCGACUUUCAGUUUUUUCUUUGACUUGAAGUGAAUUUUGUAUUCUAGAUAAGAUUGGCUUAUGUAAUAAGACUGGCUUUUUUCUAUGACUUUAGCUUUUCUUUAAUGCGCAAGUUAUCUGAUUUUUGCAGCAUUGGAAAUGCGUGCAGUACAACGAUGUAAUCCUGUAUAAUAUUAGUCACUUGUAUAGACCAGUCAUGAUGUUAUGUGCAAUUGAUACAUCAAAUAGUCUAAUGUUUUGAUAAUGUUAAAAAAAAAUAAUUAAAUAACAAAGGGUGUACAUUAUACAUAAAUUAAGGCAAUAUAUGUGUGUGUAAUUUUUGCGGUGUGUUAUUCGUAAGAAUGGUUAAACGAAGCGCGUGAAAGAAAUAUCAUGUGGUUCAUAUUUCAAGAAGCAUGUCGUUAUCGAUCGAAGAAUCAAAUGUGUGUAUAUACGCAUGCCUAUCAGUUGAUGAAUACUCAAUGUUACACCGUUCUCGGCAUACAUUGUCAUUAGCACAGAUAAAUGAAUGAGUGAUCAUUUCAAGUGAUGCGGCAUUUUUGAAUCAUUUUUUUAUAUAUUUUAUUUUCUCUUUUUUUUUUUUUAACACGUUCACACGAACAUUUGUAUACAGAUUGGAAUAUUUCUAUUACUAUUGUAUUAUAUAUACAUUUUUUUUACUCGAUGAUAAAUAUCAAUAUGCAUAAAAGGCUUUUGAUAAGCUUUCGAUAAAGAGUAUCAAAAAAGCAGUAUUCUGUAUCUUUUUGAGAACUUUUAUGCAAAAAAACGCAUUGUCAUCAAUAUUCUAAAAAUUGUACAAAUUAUUUGAAAAAUAUGUUACCAUCACUUGAGAGAUAUUAUUACGAGAUGUCCAGAUGAAAAUGAUUACAUAUAUAUGUAUAUGCGAGUCAUAAAUUGCAAUGGAUGCGGCUUUGCCAUAUUGCCUGCUAAUAUAUAAAUUAGCUUAGAAAGCGCACAUAUUUACUACUAUAACAGAUUAUAUUGCAAAACAUCAUAGUUUAAUCAAUGACUGUUGUAUUUGAUCUGAAUUUGCUUUUCCUUUUUUAACACCACUUUGAAUCCUUACAUAAUUGGCGUUAAAAAGGUAUGUAAACAGUUUUUUAAACAUCUUGAUGAAUGUUUUAAUCGCGUAUAUUCUUUACGGCAAUACAUCAAAGCGCUUUCUUGGUGUAAUCAAAUGAUAACAAGAUAUUUUGUACAUCAUAAAAGAUAGAUAAAAUAAUAAGACUAGAUGUAAUUUUUAGACGCCUUUUUCAGAUGCGAUAGACGAAUUUUUUGUCAUAAUUUCGCGAACGAAAUUUUUUUAUAAAUGUCAAUAUAUCGAAUUGAGUUCAACUGAUCGAAGAAGUUUAUGGAAGUUAUAUUAUAACAUCCAUAUGGACAUUAUAUAUUUAGUCGGAAAUAACAUACAUAUAAUGAAAUUCGUAAAUAUAUGCGCGCAUAUAUUAUGCGCACAUUCUUAUCGUGGUGAUAUGAUAUUCAGUUCGCGUUGUUGCACGCGUGUUGUUCGCGUGGUUACAUAAUCUCUUCCUUUUUUCGUAAUUAUAAAUUCGUAUCACCUUUGUAUUCUUGUGGCAUCGUUAGCGCAUUAAAAAAUGCAAUCGUCUAUAAUCCAAAUUUUUUUAUUUCUCUCUCUUUCUCAUCUAGAUAAUACCUAUAUUACUAUAUGCAGAUUUCGCGCUCUGCAUAUAUCGUAAAAUGAACUGAGUAUCAUUUAACCGCACCAUAUUAGUUAUUGAAUGAAUAUAUGUAUCAUUGUUUUUACAAUUAUGUUCGAACAGUGCUACACGAUGUACAUUAAUAAUAAUAAUAAUAAUAAUAAUAAUAAUAAUAAUAAUAAUAGUACUGUGUCCGAGUUUACUCGAUCUAAUCGUUAUGGCAUAAUAUUUAAUUGCAUAUGCAUAGUCAUUAAAAUCAUUGUUAUGCGUUUUUGUAAGAAUUUCUAGAUCAAUGUUGUAUAAAAUUCAUAGGUGCACAAAAAUUAUACGUUCUCAUGAUUCUCAUUUAUAUGUACAUAAUAAACAAGGUAGACGAUAGCAUGCAGAAUAAAAAAAUGUGGUCGAUGACUUUGGAAAAUAUAGUACAAGACGCGCGAAACUAUUGGAUUUAUAUGCCAUUAAAACACGAUAUACGUUCUAUGUACAUUUAUUAAAUAAUUAAAAAAUAAUAAACGUCAUGAGAGAAAACAA